Molecule: messenger RNA, 3120 nt
Organism: Gloeophyllum trabeum ATCC 11539
Lineage: Eukaryota; Fungi; Basidiomycota; Agaricomycetes; Gloeophyllales; Gloeophyllaceae
Product: WD40 repeat-like protein
Exons: 7
Coding region: 1-3120 (1039 amino acids)
Molecular function (GO): protein binding; ATP hydrolysis activity
Source: RefSeq, a predicted model, not a curated record
AUGGCAUCGGGCAUAGUUGCCCGCGCGUGGAAGCAGGCGCUGCGGGAUACGGACAGGAUGAUCGACGAGUUCACGACCAAGUUCCAGGACCUCUACGCCGACUUUCGCAACAACGGGAUCCUCCAAACCCAGCUCCUGUGUAUCCGGAGCAAGGACGACCUCGCGGGGAUGCGCGACGCAAUCGAAGUGCGGGACAUCCCCUACGCGCCCGGGGCUGGCUGCCAGCCGUCCAAGACCUGCCUGCCCGGCACGCGCGAGGGCCUGCUGAGCGACAUCGCGCAGUGGGUCAACGGCGGCGGCGGCGGCGGCGGCGACAAGCGGGUCCUCUUGCUCACCGGGGGAGCGGGCACCGGCAAGUCGACCGUGGCGCAUACCGUCGCGCGCUGGUUCAGGGACCUCGGCCGGCUCGGGUCCUCCUUCUGCUUCUCGAGGGCGGAGGCGGCUGCGCGGGGGCCGUCCGCGCUCUUUGGCACUGUGGCCAGGGAUCUGGCGGAUCACGUCCCGCGCGUCAGGGAGCGGCUUUCGACGCUGGACACUGCGGCGCGCACUACUAGGGAUAUCGCAGAUCAGUUUGAGCAGUUCCUGCUGAAGCCUACGAGCGGGCUGGAUAUCUUGGGGCCUAUUGUCAUCGUCGUUGAUGCCCUGGACGAGAGCGGAGACGUGUUCGCCCGGAGGCCCGUCCUCGACAUCUUUGCCAACAAGAGCCACCUUCUCCCAUCCAACUUCCGCAUCAUCCUCACUUCUCGUCCAGAGCAAGAUAUCAUGGCGGCAUUCAAGCACUCUGCCCAUGUGGAGCGUAGGAGCAUGGAGGAUGUUCAAGAUACGCAUCAGGAUAUCUUGCUGUACAUCAAGACGCAGUUGACUCCUGGGCUGCAGGAGUCUGAUUGUGAAGAGCUGGCUGGGCUUGCUGGGAGGCUCUUCCAGUGGGCCUUUGUCGCUUGCAAGUUUAUCACGGAUCCAAAGCCGGCGGGGAUCAAUUACCAGGCCAGAUUCCACAGGAUCGUCCCUGAUGCCUCACGCAAGUCCACCCAGACCCUGUAUGGGCUGUACAAGACAGUCCUCACUGAGCUGUUUGUGAUCAAUGGCAUGGACACCGAUGAACAGGAGAAUAUCACCAGGAACUUCCACAGUGCUGUUGGUCCUGUCCUGGCCUCAUACAGGCCGCUCUCCAUGAUGAGCUUGGCUGUGCUGCUGUCACCAUCUGGUACUCGAGAAAGUAUUGCAUCUACCUUGGGUGAUAUCCAGUGUGUUCUGGAGUUUAUGGGCUCACUCUUGGAUGGGGUUACUGCUGGCACCGACACACCAAUCCAGCCCCUGCACAAGUCCUUCUAUGACUUCCUGACAAGUCAGGAGUCUGCUGGAAUGUUUUUCAUUGAUCUCCCGUACCACCAUGGGAGAUUAUGUCAAGGAUCAUUGUUCAUCAUCGACACUCACCUCAGGUUCAACCACUGCAAGCUCAAAACAUCCCACAAGCGCAAUGUUGACCAGGAGUAUGAACAGCCAUCUGCUGAAAUUGCAUAUGCUUGCCAGUUCUUUGGAAGCCACCUUGAGCAGUUCUGGAGGUCACAACAUACCUCUAUCAGGCCACCUCAAUUGACUCACAUGGUGGAUGAUUUCCUGAAGAAGAAGCUGCUAUGCUGGUUUGAAAUUCUUAGCAUACUUGGCAGGGUGAAUGUUGCACGCCAGACAUUACUUCAAGUGGCUAAAUGGAUAGAGCCAUACCACCCAGGCCUAGCAGAAUUGGCGCAGGAUGCAGCCCAGUUCAUUCUCUACUUUGCCAAACCCAUAACAGAGUCAGCACCCCAUAUCUAUCUUUCAGCCAUACCAUUUGCACCAGAGGCUUCUCUUGUGGCCCAGCACUAUCAAGCAUCUGUGCUCAACACACUCCAGGUGGAAGUAGGCAAACUGAAGAACUGGCCUGCUCAGCAGCUGGUGAUCCAAGGACAUAAAUCUGGAGGCCAUGAAUUUCCAGUCAGAUCUGUUGCCUUCUCUCCUGAUGACAGGCACAUUGCCUCGGGAUCAAAUGACAGGACGAUCAGGCUCUGGAAUGCUCAAACAGGAGAAGCAGUGGGUGAGCCUCUCAGAGGCCAUGAAUAUUCUGUCCAGUCUGUGGCCUUCUCUCCUGAUGGAAAGCAUAUUGUCUCUGGGUCAGAUGACAGUACUGUCAGGGUCUGGGAUGCUCAGACUGGACAGGCAAUGAGUGAGCCUCUCAGAGGCCAUGGGUAUUCUGUCAGAUCGGUGGCCUUCUCUCCUGAUGGCAAGCAUAUUGUGUCUGGAUCAGAUGACAACACAAUCAGGGUAUGGGAUGCUUGUACUGGACAGGCAGUUGGUGACCCUCUCAAAGGCCAUAAAGCUUCAGUGAGAUCUGUGGCCUUCUCCCCUGAUGGCAAGCACCUUGUGUCUGGAUCAAGUGACAAGACAAUCAGGCUAUGGGAUGCUGAGACAGGAGAGGAGAUUGGUGAGCCUCUAAGAGGGCAUGAGUCUUCUGUCAGUUCUGUGGCCUUCUCUCCUGAUGGCAAGACCAUUGUAUCUGGGUCCCAUGACAAGACCAUUAGGCUAUGGGAUGCUCAAACAGGAGAUGCAGUGGGUGAGCCCCUCAGAGGCCACAAAUAUUCUGUCCAGUCUGUGGCCUUCUCUCCUGAUGGAAAGCAUAUCCUCUCUGGGAUGCACAUUCCAGAUGCCAUGAGGGUUCCAUCUGUGGCCUUCUCUCCUGAUGGCCAGCAUAUUGUCUCUGGAUCAGAUGACAAGACAAUCACCUUGUGGGAUGCUCAUACAGGAAAGCCCAUAGGUGACCCACUCAAAGGUCACAAUGACUGCAUCACUGCUGUAGCCUUCUCUCCUGAUGGCAAGUACAUUGUGUCUGGAUCAGAUGACUGCACAGUCAGGGUGUGGGAUACUCUAACAGGACAGGCAGUCGAACAAUUCAGGAGUACUUCAAUCCAUGAUGAUGGUUGGCUGAUAAGUCCCCAGGGAGACCUUCACUUCUGGAUUCCUCCUCUGCACCUCAAAGGAUUCUUCAGGGCAGCCAAUACAGCUGUCAUAUGUGAACACCCCACAAGAGUUGCAUUUAAGCAGUUUGUCCAUGGGGACAUUUGGGAAAGAUGUGUCUCCUUUGCUUGA